Molecule: messenger RNA, 330 nt
Organism: Funneliformis mosseae
Lineage: Eukaryota; Fungi; Glomeromycota; Glomeromycetes; Glomerales; Glomeraceae
Source: the annotation of a GenBank genome assembly
AUGCCUUCUAAAAAAUAUUACACAGAUUUGGAAAAAGGAAAGAUAUAUGCUGUUAAGGAGCUUAAAGAGUCCAUUAUGAUAUUAGAAUGUGAUGAAUCUGAUUCAGAUUAUGCGUCAUAUAAAGCGAGAGAUUGGACUUAUCAACCCAAAAAAGAAGAUUCACAAAGUAAAGUAUAUGUGAAGAAAAAAUUCGCUAGUAAGAAGCUUCAUGAUGAACAAAUCGCCAGUCAUUUAUUUCUCAAGCUAACCAGAUUGGAAUUUAAGGAAUACGGGAUAACAUUAAGACAAGCGUUAAAAUUUGAGGAUUAUAUUAAAGAUCUAUGUGAGUAA